Messenger RNA from Belonocnema kinseyi, 1374 nucleotides. RefSeq lists its product as uncharacterized. NCBI's taxonomy places the organism in Eukaryota, Metazoa, Arthropoda, Insecta, Hymenoptera, Cynipidae. The record is from RefSeq and is a predicted model, not a curated record. Bases 132 to 1343 code for a protein of 403 amino acids. The transcript is spliced from 8 exons.
UAGAAUUUGUUCGUACAUUCCAAUUGGUGGAAUUUAUUGAAAAAGGUCCUAAAAAGGUGAGACGUGUGGACUGUGUUCCAACCAAAUGGAUACGCUAUAACAGCAUUAAAAAAAAAUAUGUCUCAAAGUUAAUGCCUCCACCGUACGACACCGAUGAAACUAAUGCAAUUUUACAUAAAUUGGUUGAAUGCGAGUUGGACGCACCAGAUCAUUGGCCGGAGUACACUAUAAAGCUUGUUGGUGAUGGACAAACUUAUUAUGAAGCAGUUAACAUGUUAAAGAAGUUAAAUACCCAAGAGUAUAUGUACAGCAGUGGAUCCGAAAUUCAUUCAAAGGAUAAAGCUGCUGCUGUCGCCAAGGAAAUAAGAGCCAGAAAAAGCCUUCCGAACCUAAAAUCGAUUUUGGCUGUACCAACCCUUAAGAAAAAUUUCGAGCCAUGCAAGAAAAUUUUACAAACAUCUACUGAAGGCAACAGUGUUGAUCCAUUAUUUUUAAAUGAAGAGUUUGACACCGAUAACGAUUCUGUUGAUGCCUUUCAAGACAGCGCAUCCUUGCUCGAGGUUACCAAAAAACCAGAACUGGCAAAGUCUAGAGACAAAGAAGAACAGUUAUCUAUAGCAGGCAGCAUUGAUGAUUAUAAGAGAAAGAGGCAAUCUAGCACUGGAGAAAGUUCAACUGACUUUGAUUCGAUUCAUAACUCGUUCGAAGUGAACGACAAUAAAAUCCAGUCAAAAAUGAAGGAAAAGGGAGGCAUCAAAGGUUUUCCAGCAAAAAAUCGACCAAAAAUGAAAUUAGUAGCCGAAAAUAAAUCUUCGGAUAACGCUGAUAAAAAAUACUUGCUGAUAAGGGAAAUUAGGGGUUUGAGGGCUGAAAUUAGAGAAUUACAGGCUAAUCAAGUCUCUCUGAUGAAUAUGUUCGAGGCUGUCUCCUGUACAAACUACGUCCCAAAGAAAUCAUUUGCAGAAGAAUACAGUUUGACAUUGCCAUUUAAUACAUUGCAGGAAUUUGCAGACUUUGACAAUCGAUUAGCAACGGAUGAAAAGUGUUGCAAAGAAUUCAAAGGUUCACUGGCGUUAUCUUUUGAUAAAAAAAUCAUGCACAAGACAGUUAACAAAAUUUUUAAGAAAUAUUUCUCCAAAAAUGUAAGCAGCCAGUUCACAGCUGUAAAAAGAGUCGCAACAAAACUAGUUUUUAAAGAAUACCACAUGUGCAAAUGUAUUAUCGAGAAAUAUAAAUGUUCAGAGGAGGAAGUUAUUUCUGACAUCAGCACUGUUUUGAGUAAUGUUAAGGACUGGGACGGAGGCAGAAAACUCAGACUAAGCGCAACACUAGCAUCGAACUGAGUGAAAUUAUCGCAUAUCCAGUUCUCGUUUA